AUGAUGUAUUUUCGGUUACGAGAGCAUGAGUAUUUUAGGGCCCAAACCAUUCCUCAUUUGUCUAUGAUCGUCCGGGCCCUUGUUCUACAUUUAUCAGAUUAUUAUGAUUCAGAAAGAUUGUUAAUGAGUUAUAAGGAUGAUGGAACUUCCUCUAGGGAUUAUUCUUUCGAUGUCAUCUUGUUUGAUGAUGACAUUGAGAAGGAUCAUAAAGCUACUUCCUUGUCACAUUCUUCUGGUGCGAUGGGAGCUUCGACUUCUCCUGCUUUAUCUACCUCGAAAAUGCAGACCGUUAGACUGAGGAUAAAACAUGUCAGAGAUUUCAUUCAGAUGUAUCAGAUAACCUAUAAUCAAGACCCGACGAUGCUGACAUCAAGGACUAUAUGGAGUACAAGGGAGCUUCUUUAUGAAGAAGGGUUCAGCCACGAAGAAGUGUUGUCUUCUCUGAAAAGAAAGAAUCUAAUUGAUAUUUGCAUUGUUAUGAGUGGCAUCACACCAUAUUUUGUUGGCCAGACCGUUACACCACCCCUUACAACUUAUGCACCCUCUUUUAUUGUCGAGGCUAUUGCAACUGCCUUCAAGGUUGGUCAGCUUACAACUGUUGUUGUCGCUCUUUUUAUGGAAGAAUAA
Molecule: messenger RNA, 627 nt
Organism: Vicia faba (fava bean)
Lineage: Eukaryota; Viridiplantae; Streptophyta; Magnoliopsida; Fabales; Fabaceae
Source: the annotation of a GenBank genome assembly